AUUAAAUAAAGUGACAUACAAGAUCUGUGAUCAGUCGAGAAGGAAACUUCAACGAGACAUCAUUCCUAUCUCUAUCUCUCUCUUUCUUUUUCUGUUUAAUAAAAGUAGUUAUUGAAAACGUAAACAAUAAUGGAACGCUGGGCUGGAAAAAUAGCUAUAGUUACUGGUGCAUCUAGUGGAAUGGGAUUAGCAAUAGCAAAAGCUCUUGUACAAAAUGAUGUAGUCGUGAUCGGAUUUGCUAGAAGGAAAGAGAAAAUGCAGAGCGAAAUGCAGAAUGUUAAGGGGAAAGGUAAAGGAAAGUUUUAUGCUUGUGAGUGUGAUGUUACCAAGUCCGAAAGUAUCGAACAUGCAUUCGAAUGGGUCAAGAAUAAUUUUGGAACAGUCCAUAUUCUGGUGAACAAUGCUGGGAUCUCCUCAGAUGCCAAAUUUAUGGAUUCAUCAAGACCUGAUUGGAAAAAAUUAUUCGAUGUCAAUGUGUUGGGAUUAAUUGAUUGUAGUAAACGUGCCGCUAGAAUGAUGUUAGAUUCUAACGUGGAAUGUUACAUUGUUAAUAUGAACAGUGUCUUAGGACACAACGUUGAUCUUCCGGGUUUUACACUAAACUUUUAUCCAUCGUCCAAAUUCGCUUCUGUUGCUGCUACUGAGAUCAUACAAAAGGAAUUAUAUGGUAGCAAAAUUCGAGUGACGAGUAUCAGUCCAGGAUUAGUAUCUACGAAUAUAAUGCAGGCCAAUAACUUCAACAUAAAGGAGUCGUAUAAGUCCUUGUAUGCAUUGGAACCUAAUGAUGUCGCAAAUGCCAUUAUUUACGUAAUUGGAACUCCACAACGCGUCCACAUUACAGAAUUGAUUAUUAGACCAUUCGGAGAAGUUAAGUAUGCGAUGUAUUACAUAACUUCUUCUUUUAUCUCAUUUUUAAUCACUAAUCAAACCUUGAAUAGUAGUUUCUUGCUCCCCGCUCUUCGAGUAACCAAUUACACAGUGAACAUAUUGAAAACAAAAAUGGAACGCUGGGCUGGUAAAGUAGCUAUAGUUACUGGUGCAUCUAGUGGCAUAGGAUUGGCAAUAGCGAAAGCUUUUGUACAAAAUGGAAUACUCGCGAUUGGAUUUGCUAGAAGAAAAGAGAAAAUGGAGAGCGAAAUGAAGAAUGUUAAGGGGAAAGGUAAAGGAAAGUUCUAUGCUUGCGAAUGUGAUGUUACCAAGCCCGAAAGUAUCGAACAAGCAUUCGAAUGGGUCAAGAAUAAUUUUGGAACAGUCCAUAUUCUGGUGAACAAUGCUGGGGUCGUCUCAAAUGUCAAAUUUAUGGAUUCAUCAAGACCUGAUUGGCAAAGAUUAUUCGAUGUCAAUGUGUUGGGAUUAAUUGAUUGUACUAAACGUGCCGCUAGAAUAAUGUUAGAUUCUAACGUGGAAGGUUAUAUUAUUAAUAUGAACAGUAUUGCAGGACACUAUCUAGAUGUUUUCCCAGGUUGUAGUCUUAACUUUUACCCAGCAUCUAAAUUCGCUUCCGUUGCUGCUACUGAUAUCACACAGAAAGAAUUAUAUGGUAGUAAAAUUCGAGUGACGAGUAUCAGUCCAGGAUUAGUAUCUACGGAAAUCUUCGAUGCAAAUAACGUAAACAUCCUUAAGGAUCUGCCAGCGUUAGAAGCUGAUGAUAUCGCAAAUGCUGUUAUUUAUGUAAUUGGAACUCCACAACGCGUUCAUAUUACUGAAUUGAUAAUUAGACCUUUUGGAGAAGUUAAAUAUUAGUGUUAAACAUGAAAUAAUAUAUAAUUUUAUAUAUUAAUUUUGAUAGAUUAAAAAUUAUAUCACUGAAGAAAAAACA
This is a messenger RNA of Vespa crabro (European hornet), 1819 nucleotides long. RefSeq lists its product as uncharacterized. The coding region runs from base 130 to 1743 and encodes 537 amino acids. Lineage: Eukaryota; Metazoa; Arthropoda; Insecta; Hymenoptera; Vespidae. The record is from RefSeq and is a predicted model, not a curated record. The transcript has 11 exons.